This is a messenger RNA of Hirsutella rhossiliensis, 1992 nucleotides long. Its product is annotated as WD domain-containing protein. Gene Ontology annotation, biological process: positive regulation of ubiquitin protein ligase activity; positive regulation of anaphase-promoting complex-dependent catabolic process; anaphase-promoting complex-dependent catabolic process. NCBI's taxonomy places the organism in Eukaryota, Fungi, Ascomycota, Sordariomycetes, Hypocreales, Ophiocordycipitaceae. Bases 1 to 1992 code for a protein of 663 amino acids. Gene Ontology annotation, molecular function: ubiquitin ligase activator activity; protein binding; anaphase-promoting complex binding. The transcript has 6 exons. Gene Ontology annotation, cellular component: anaphase-promoting complex. The record is from RefSeq and is a predicted model, not a curated record.
AUGUCAAUGGCCCCCCAAUUUUGCGAAAACUGGAAAAGGACUUGGUUGGCUCGGCGUCCAGGCUGCCGUCUCAUUCGCAGUCGUCACUUUGGCUCGCAAAUCACGGACAACCCCGACUAUGGGAGCAGCAACCACAAUGCCAACGCCCGCGACACGCUUCUGGCGAGUCCCGCCGACUCGGGCUAUGGAUCUGUCGACGAUGAACAGCAUCUAGCUUCACCUACGCUGCGGCGCAGAUCGCCCCCUGCCGUGGACGGCCCUGGAUCCUGGGACGAGCCAGAGGGGGCAGCAGAGGCCACACUGCAUCGCACUACCACAGUCCUUCCCCGUGGACGCCCGCACGUCUCGUCAAGCUCCAGGCGGCGAGAAGGCGGGAGCGCGCGCUUGUUGGACAGAUUUGUUCCCCUCCGCGACCACUCUGCCUCCACCACGGAGCGAUAUCACACGGCCAAACAGCCGCGAGCACUGUCCCCAUCCGAGAGACUCACACGGCAUGGGGCGGCUUUCAUGGGCCCCUUUGCAGCUUCUCAUUGGCGAGAAGCAGGAACAGCCAUCCAAUCCUUGGGUGCAGUAUCAAUGGCGGCCGCAUCUUAUCGGCUUCGUACCGGCGGAGGGAAUACUACGACCCUUUCCGUAACGCCGCCUCAACAAGGCGAACAGCUGGCCCGUCAUUCUACUUUGGAGACUGUUGGCAGUUCGACCUUCGGCGAUACCGCAGUCGAUGACGGCCACGGCCACCUCCUCCGGCGGGGAACCAAUGCCCGUCUGUUCGCCUCCCCCUCGCUUGUAGCGAGGCCAAGCGCCCAAGACGACCUUGAGAGUUAUCACGGCCGCGUAGCAUACGCGCUCGACAUAGAUCGCAUCCGCAAGAUCCUCGACUUCGGCUCGCACUUGCCGGCUCCCAGUAUGCAGUCAAAGCCCUGCCACGGACCCGCUCAUCUCGCAAAGCCGACCUGGGGUAACAACGAGUGGCCUGAGGUGAAGCAUUGCGAGUCCCCACGCGAGUCCUUGGAGCGAGCUGUUCCAAGGGCGCCUUUCAGGGUGUUAGACGCGCCAAGUCUGCGUGAUGACUAUUACUGCUCCGUGUUGGCAUAUUCGACCAACUGUCAGACCCUCGCGGUAGGCCUCGGAAACGUCCUCUACACCUGGUCCGAGGGUCUUGGGGUUCGCACAGUCAACGGUGCACAAGUUGACAGCGUCUGGCUAACUUCGAUUGCCUUCUCAUCGUCGUUGGGAAAAAGAAACAUUCUGGCUGCCGGUCGAUCUGACGGCACGCUCAUCCUUACGUCCAUCCAAGACGGACUACCGCGGUUCGAGGUGCAGCAGCCAUACUCAAUCACUUGUCUGGGUUGGCGGCCAUUACAGACGGAGGAUCUUGUAGUAGGGGACGGGACGGGCACCUUGUACUACUACGCGGUCGAGUGGCCAAUGGGUUGGGAAGUCUCCCGAGACACCUGGCCUGGUUCCAUGUCCCUGGUCGCCAAGAUCUGCCUUCACAGUCAGCAGAUAUGCGGUUUGGCGUGGUCGCCAGACGGACAGCUUCUCGCGUCGGGGGGAAACGACAAUCUUUGUUACCUCUUGGACGUCAACAGAGUUCUCGGCCACAAUCAGGGCGCGGACACGAUGGGUCGCCAUAGAAGACUGGGCGAUGGAUGGGGCUUCGUAGCAGAGAGCCUGCAGCACGACGAGAUUGCUGCGGGGCUCGCCCGGCAAAGGCCGACUGCGAACGAGACGACAAGGAUGGAGAGCGGGGCCGAAGUCCGGACGGUUCAGACGACGCCUGGCAGCAUCCGAACACUGGGUCCCGGAUGCGAGACGCAGCUUUGGGUUCAUAGGGCUGCAGUCAAGGCCAUCGCCUUCUGCCCUUGGCGCAACGGCCUUGUUGCCACGGGAGGCGGUUCCAACGACAAGUGCAUCCACUUCUUUCAUACGUCGUCCGGGUCCGCACUGGCCACCAUUGCGGUUGCAGCACAAGUCACGUCCCUCAUUUAG